GUCACACCAGCCGCAUCCUCAAAGCUCUGCUGGGGACCAGCAUCCUCUUCCUCCUCGCCCACCUGGUUUUCCAGAUAUGCCUGUACACGCUGCCCGUCCUGGACCAGCUGCUGGGCCCCAGCUGCAGCUCCUGGGAGGUCCUUGCUCGCCACAUUGGGGUCACCAGGCUGGACUGGCGUGACAUUCCCAACUCGGUGCGGCUCGUGGCACCCGACGUUGGCAUCCUGCUGGUCUCGUCCCUGUCCUUGUGCCUGUGCUGCCGCCUCGGCCCUGCCGCCUCCAGACGGAAUCCCGAGCUCCUGGAGUCCUCUGAGGGGAGGGAAGAGAAGGAUGUGGGGCGGCACCGGCACGCGGAUCUCAGGGACAGCAGGCUGAGGAGCCGGCUGCGGGACAAGGCUCACUGGCUGCUCUGGGAGGCUGGCAAGGGGCUGGCCAUCCUGCUGCUGGCCUUGGCAGGGAUCAUCCUGCCCUCCGCCUCCUCCAGUGUCUACUUCCUGCUCUUCAUGGGGCUGUGCACGUGGUGGGCCUGUCACCUCCCUGGUGGCCACCAGGCCUUCAACGUCCUCUGCGUGGCCAUCGGCAUCUACAGCGCCUGCCACCUGCUGUGCCUCUACGCCUACCAGACCCCCUUCGUGCAGGGGCUCUUCCCACCCCCCACGCUCUGGGCACGGCUGUUUGGUUUCAAGGACAUCAUCCUGUACUACAACUGCUCCCAGCCCAACAUCCUGGACCUCAACAACAGCCACCCCUGGCCUGUCUAUGCCAACCCCGGCAUCCUGCUCCUGCUCUACUACACCGUGGCCACCCUGGUGAAGCUGCGCUGGCGCUAUGCCAAGAGAAUGGUGGCACCGGCGCGGCUGUACCCGAGGGACCUGGUGGAGCUGGAGAGUUGGCCCAAGGACACUGGCCACGCGGCUGAGGACACCAAGCCCAUGCUGUUCCCUCACACCGGGCAGCCAAGCUCCAGCACCGACAACUGCACCACUCACGUCUUGAGCACAA
Cyanistes caeruleus (blue tit) is the source of this 1002-nucleotide messenger RNA. NCBI's taxonomy places the organism in Eukaryota, Metazoa, Chordata, Aves, Passeriformes, Paridae. The record is from RefSeq and is a predicted model, not a curated record.